Molecule: messenger RNA, 1701 nt
Organism: Dendrobium catenatum
Lineage: Eukaryota; Viridiplantae; Streptophyta; Magnoliopsida; Asparagales; Orchidaceae
Product: serine carboxypeptidase-like 18
Exons: 14
Coding region: 16-1428 (470 amino acids)
Biological process (GO): proteolysis; secondary metabolic process
Molecular function (GO): serine-type carboxypeptidase activity; acyltransferase activity, transferring groups other than amino-acyl groups
Source: RefSeq, a predicted model, not a curated record
UUAUCUCUUCAAAAGAUGAGUAAAAACUUCUUCUUCUUCUUCAAUUUCAACUUCCUCUUCUUCUUCUUCUUCUUCUUCCCCUCUCAUCUAUGGCUCGGCUGUCUCUCUGCUGUCAACAUCACUCAUCUUCCAGGCUUCCACGGCGAGCUUCCCUUCCAUUUGGAGACUGGGUAUGUGUCUGUAGAUGACGAGAGCGGAGCGGAGCUCUUCUAUUACUUUGUGGAGUCAGAGAGAAAACCAGAAGAGGACCCUCUUAUCCUUUGGCUAACGGGCGGGCCGGGCUGCUCGGGUUUUGCCGGCUUGGCUUUGCAUAUGGGGCCUCUUAAUUUUAAGACUGAUAAUUUUGAUGGAAACACUCCUACCCUAGUCAUCAAUCCUUAUGCUUGGACCAAGAUUGCCAGUAUGAUCUUCUUGGAUUGGCCUGUCGGCACUGGAUUCUCUUACUCAACAACUGAUAAAGACUAUAUCACAGAGGAUAUUCAAACUAAAAGGAAUAUCUACAAAUUUCUCAGAAAGUGGCUUCUUGAUCAUCCCAAUUUCGUGUCAAAUCCUUUCUACAUGGGUGGUGAAUCUUAUGGUGGGAAGAUGGCUACUCUCCUUUCUCAUGAGAUUGUCGAAGGAAACGAGCAAGGUCAAAAUCCGCUAAUCAAUAUUAAGGGUUAUAUAAUUGGAAACGCUGUAACAGGCGAAAAAACAGAUAAGAAUUCCCAAGUCCCGCAUGCUUACGGAUUAGGAGUUAUUUCUGAGCAACUCUAUAAGCUUAUUCAAACGAAUUGCGAAGGUGAAGAUUACCUGAAACCUCAGGGUGCCCUUUGUAAAACUCACCUUCAAGUCUUUGAGGAGUUUCUUUCAGAAAUUAAUGUGUUCGGUAUAUUGGAACCCUUAUGUUCUGAUGAACCUCAAAAAGAGAUUUUAGGCCUUCGCAGGUCACUCGAGGAAAACUCAGCAGAUUUCCUCAACCAACCUUCACCUGAUAUUAAUUGCAUAACUCCAGAUCUUCUUGCUAAUUAUUGGGCAAACAAUGAACUUGCAAGAAAUGUCCUACAAGUUGAGGAGGGAACUGUGGGAAGAUGGCAUCGAUGCAAUUUCAAUAUUGCUAUAUAUAAUUACACUCGCAGCAUUCCCAGCUCAGUGCCAUAUCACAAAAAUCUAGCAAAAAGAGGCUACAGAGCUCUAGUGUACAGUGGAGAUCAUGAUCUUCAAAUCCCAUUUGUUGGUACAUUGGAGUGGAUAAAAUCACUUGGCUUCGCAGUAGUUGAUCCAUGGAGAUCAUGGCAUGCAGGCGGCCAAGUAGCAGGGUAUACGAUUUCGUUGGCUAAUAAUUUGACUUUUGCUACUGUCAAGGGUGGAAAUCAUUUGGCACCAGUACAUAGACCAAUGCAAACCUUUGUUAUGUUUGAGAGGUGGAUUUCUCAACAAGUUCUAUAAAGCAAAUGGAUUUCAAAGCUGAAAUGAACUAUGUAUAAUUUAAGUGUAUAUUUGUAUUGAUUCUUUUUUUUUUUUCAUCUAUAAAUAUGUAAGCUUCAACAGUGCAUAUAGCUUAUGGGUUCCUUUGAUUCUGCUAUAGCCAACUAAGUUCAAUCCGGGUUAUGCAUGACCUGAUUCCAACCUGUUUAGGUGAUUAAAGGGUAAUAUUCAAUUGCACUUCAAGUUUGAUGCAUGAUAAGAAGAUAUAUGUAAACUGACAUGUUUAAUCUGCUA